CUUUCAACAAUUUCUCAUUGCCAUUGUCGUCCUUCAUACUCAGUGCUCAGAAACUGCCAUGUCUAGCACGACUGGUCAAGUUAUCAAGUGCAGAGCUGCAGUGGCUUGGGAACCAGGGUAGCCACUGUCAAUCGAAGAGGUAGGAUUGGCGCCACUGCAGGCCGGAGAACUGCAUCUCAAGAUUCUCUUCACAGCCCUUUGUCAUGCUGAUGUUUACUUUUGGGAAGCUAAGGGACAAAAACCAUUGUUUCCUCGUAUAUUUGGCCAUGAAGCCGGAGGGAUUGUGGAGAGUGUAGGGGAGGGAGUGACUCAUUUGAAACCAGGAGAUCAGGCUCUUCCAGUAUUCAUAGGGCAGUGUCCAUACUGAAAAUUGAAAGAAAGCAACAUGUGGGACCUUCUAAGGAUCAACAUGGACAAGGGUGUAAUGAUCAAUGACGGCAAGUCCAGAUUCUCUAAGAACGGACAGCCAAUAUAUCAUUUUGUGGGGACUUCCACAUUCAGAUUUAGUGCUACAGUAAACGUUGCAAAACCAAAACCUGGUUCCUCUGUUGCCAUUUUUGGACUGGGAGCUGUUGGCCUUUCUAUAUGUUUGCAGCCAGCCAAGAAGUUUGGAGUUAAUGAGUUUGUGAAACCAAAAGACUGUGACAAACCUGUACAAGAGUGGUUAACACUUAACAGGGAUUGCUGUCCAUGCUUCAGGGAAAACCUAUACAACAGAAAUCAAAUCUCUCAAGGCUGUAGAUUAUUGCUAGGCAAAAUACUAACAGUCACUAAGAGCAACAAACACCCAUAUAGAACUCUACUAUUGAACCAUUCCUCUUUUUUUUUUCUUUUUCUUUUUUUAACAAUCAAAAUCAGCUGCAAGUUAAUUCUAACUUAUAGUUGGGUUUAGAUCCAGAAGAUUGGAAAAAAUUUGUCAUUUUUGUAGCAGAGAACUAGUCAGAUCUAGAAAACACCUGAAUUGUGUAAACAAUGAAGAUUAAUAAUGAAGUUAACAAAUA
Messenger RNA from Prosopis cineraria, 1001 nucleotides. RefSeq names its product alcohol dehydrogenase 1-like. Gene Ontology annotation, cellular component: cytosol. Gene Ontology annotation, molecular function: zinc ion binding; S-(hydroxymethyl)glutathione dehydrogenase [NAD(P)+] activity. Lineage: Eukaryota; Viridiplantae; Streptophyta; Magnoliopsida; Fabales; Fabaceae. The coding region runs from base 386 to 892 and encodes 168 amino acids. Gene Ontology annotation, biological process: formaldehyde catabolic process. The transcript is spliced from 7 exons. The record is from RefSeq and is a predicted model, not a curated record.